Coregonus clupeaformis (lake whitefish) is the source of this 4627-nucleotide messenger RNA. Its product is annotated as prickle-like protein 1. The coding region runs from base 413 to 3082 and encodes 889 amino acids. Gene Ontology annotation, molecular function: zinc ion binding. The transcript has 8 exons. Lineage: Eukaryota; Metazoa; Chordata; Actinopteri; Salmoniformes; Salmonidae. The record is from RefSeq and is a predicted model, not a curated record.
UCCUUUUACACACACAGAACACACGCCUCUCUGGUUUUACAGUCUUUCCCUGCUUUGAUAUGGACUGUGGCUCUGCUGACAGCUCUGGAAUAAGGAGAGAAGGCAGAGGAGGGGGAGCUAGUUUACUGUCCUGGAUGUAGAGGGAGACUGGAGAGAGGAGAGAAGCAGACUCCUGUCUUGGAUUGUGAGCUAUAGUAGUGGGAGACUGGAGAGGGGGCUGAGCCAGCAGAAGCUGAAAGAGGAGAGGUUGCUGUCCUGGAUUUUUGAGCUACAAUAGAGGGAGAUUGAAAGAGGAGAGGCUGAGCCGAGAGACAUGUAGCCCAGAGCCAGUGGAGAAUAACGGACAGGAUUGAGUAGUGAUCAGAGCCUGCUCAGGAGAGCUUUCUGCACAGAGUAGAAGGCGUGGUGUGUGAUGAACCUGGAGAGUGCGUGUGGUUACCAGGCCGGGGUGCGGGGCCCACGGGCUGUGAUGGAGCAGAAGGUCAAAGGUCAGCUGAACUAUGGCUUCCAGAGGAGCUCCACGUCAGACGACGACUCCGGCUGUGCCUUGGAGGAGUACGCCUGGGUACCGCCUGGCCUCAGACCAGAACAGGUGCAGCUGUAUUUCUCCUGUCUGCCUGAGGACAAGGUUCCUUAUGUUAACAGUCCUGGAGAGAAGUUCAGAAUCAAACAACUCCUGUAUCAACUGCCUCCACAUGACAAUGAGGUGCGGUACUGCCAGUCUCUCAGUGAGGAGGAGAAGAAGGAGCUCCACAUGUUCAGUGUCCAGAGGAAGAAGGAGGCGCUGGGGAGGGGCUCCCUCAAACUGCUGCCUCAGGCCCUGCUAAACAGCGUCUGUGAACAUUGUGGGGAGAGCGUCAACGGUGGUGAGAUGGCGGUGUUUGCCUCCAGAGCGGGUCCUGGGCUGGUCUGGCACCCAGCAUGCUUUGCGUGCUCCAUGUGUAGCGAACUGCUGGUGGACCUCAUCUACUUCUAUCAGGACGGAAAGAUCCACUGUGGCCGACACCACGCUGAACUGCUCAAACCACGAUGCUCAGCCUGCGACGAGGUUAUCUUUUCUGAUGAGUGCACCGAGGCGGAGGGGCGUCACUGGCACAUGAAGCACUUCUCCUGUUUCGAGUGUGAGACGGUGCUGGGGGGACAGCGUUAUAUCAUGAAGGAUGGGCGGCCAUAUUGCUGCGGCUGCUUCGGUUCUCUCUUCGCUGAGUACUGCGAGGCCUGCAGAGAACACAUCGGGGUGGACAAUGCCCAGAUGACGUAUGACGGUCUCCACUGGCACGCCACCGAGGGUUGUUUCUGCUGUGCCCAGUGUAAGAGUUCUCUACUUGGCUGUCCCUUCCUGCCCAAGCAGGGCCGUAUCUACUGCUCCAAGGCCUGCAGUCUGGGAGAGGACGUCCACACCUCUGAUUCCUCCGACUCUGCCUUCCAGUCGGCUCGCUCACGCGAAUCCCGCCGCAGCGUCCGCAUGGGCGAGAGCAGCCGCUCGGCCGACCAGUGCCGCCAGUCGCUCCUCUUCUCGCCCUCCAUCAACUACAAGUUCCCUGGGUUCACCGGUGAUGCCGGCAACACAGACACCCUCACCAACAAGUUGGCCCACCUGGGUUUAACCGACGAGGAGCGAUUCUGGAAGGGGAGGGAGGACACGGAGGCCCCCGAGGACCGGGAGGAAGAGGAGUGGGCCGAGCACGAGGACUACAUGACACAGCUGCUGCUCAAGUUUGGGGAGCAAGGUGUCUUCCAGCAGGGUGAGACGGUCGACACCAGACCCCCAACAGAUCUGUGGAUGACCGAGGCAGAGGUCAAGAUGAAACAGUGUGAGCCUCAGGGCUCUAGGGCUGGGAGGGGAGGUAUCAGAGGAGGUGGUGGAGGAGGGUCAGGCAGCGAAAGCCUGGCCAGUAAGAAGUACCAGGCAGAUAUGUACUGGGCUCAGUCCCAGGAUGGGUUAGGGGAUUCGGCCUACGGUAGCCACCCAGGCCCUGCUAGCAGCCGAAAGCUCCAGGAGCUGGAGAUGGAGCACAGGGCUGGUAGCGUCGGGGAUACAGGCUUCCAGAGGGAUGAAAAGCAGUGGUAUGAUGACUCUCUGGAGUGUAUCACAGACGGGCUGAAACAGACGGAUCAGAGCGUGAGGGACUCCAUGGACUCGCUGGCACUGUCCAACAUUACCGCGGCGUCAGUAAAUGGAGACAGUAAAGAGCGCCCUCUGGUCUACUCCUUACAAAACUUCCAGGAGCUCGAGGCAGAGAACUGUGAGAACACAAGCAACAUGGGAACUCUCAACUCCUCCACGUUACACCGCAGUGCCGAUUCCCUGAAGAGCCUUACGUCCGAGCUGGAACAGGUGGGGGAGAAUGUACCAGAGGAAGAGGAGGCUCCUCUUCCCUCUCCCCCAAAGCCACCUCACGUCCCGGAGUUGAGGAGGACUCGCUCCCAGUCCCGACCCCAACAGGUCAAGUUCUCCCCAGAUGUCGUUGACAACAGUCGCUAUGGUGACCUGCCAAUGCGCCAGCCCCCCAUGAGCGAGCGGACGCGGCGGCGGGCCUACCACUUUGAAGAGCAGGACCAGGAGCUUCUUAGCUUGGGCCGCCACCACAGGAGGCGCCGCAGCCGCAAGUCCCGCUCCGACAAUGCUCUCCACCUGGUGCCCAAGGAGAGGGCCAACCACAUUUACUUCAGAGAGAACCAUAGAGGCCAUGGGAGCCACGGCCUUGGCCACAAGGGGCCCCAGCAGCAGACCUUCCUGCCCAACCAGCAGAGGUAUGGCCAGGGCCAACCUGGUCACCCCCAUCCCGCCACCUCAGACUACGGGCUCCAGCAGGGCCCAGCCAUGGAGAGGUUCCUGGGGUUGUGUGGGGACAGGGACGAGGAUGACUGGUGCUCCACCUGCUCGUCUUCCUCCUCGGAGUCUGAGGAGGAAGGCUUCUUCCUGGGGCAGCCCAUCCCCCAGCCUCGGCCACACAGACACUACUAUGAUGACCUGCCCAGCCCCGUGGCAGGCCUGCCCUCCCCACCUUACGGGGAAGUCCCACGGACUAAGUCCAAAAAGAAGAAGGGGCACAAGGGGAAAAACUGUAUAAUUUCAUAAGUCCCCUUUUAAAAUAUACUCUGUCUGCAUCACUUGUUGUUGCCACUGUUUGGAAUAUGGAAAUGGCCUGCCUGCUUGCUACAAAUGCCAAAAUUAUCUUGCCAACUGGGUGUACUACAUGUUAAUAUGGCUCUGGUCUUCUCCUUGAGAUGGAUUGCAAAAAACAGACAUGUAGUUGUAUUUCGAAGCGCUUCAUAAUUUUAUUAGAAAAAAAGUUUCUGCAAUAUUAUGAAUUGUCAACAAAGUAACACACAAAAUAACUUGGAACAAAUGUAUUUAUAAAGCAGGAUUUAGAGACCAACUGAAAAUACUAUUUAACAGUGCAGAUAGAAAUUAAUGCAUAUAUUGUAAAGUUCAAAUACAAAACGGAUAUUUUUUUAUAACCUCGAGUUCCAUGAGAUUUUUUGUUUGUAGUGGAAUGGCAUUGAAAGACUAAACUGAUUGCAGUUAUUAUAGGAUCUACUCUUUUGCUAACCAAGGUUUUAAAAAUGAAAAGUAUGAUAGGAGUUUCCACCAGCGAAGUUAUUACAGAAUACAAGUAUGAUGACAUCAGCUAUUUCCACGUACGUGCUUCUUUUGUAUUUAGGCUUACCGGUACGCAUUUGCUGCCCUGACAAGUGGGGAUAGCAUAUGUACUAUAUAGGGCCUGGUUGGGUUGACUAUUUUAUUUAUGGGUUAUAUUAUAUUGUUAACAGAUCAGUCAUCUGUAUAAAUGUAAAAACUGGAAUAUAAGGCUAAGAUUGAUGAUAAUAAUUGUAAUAAAAAAUAUAUUAUAACAUGUCAGGUUUUUUGUUUAUUCCAAAAGGAGAGCAAUGUCCCCAAAAAGUUGGUACAGAACUAGUAUGUGUAUGAAGAAUGACUAUAGUGUAGAGGAACAGAAAAUGCUGAAAGUUAAAUAACUUUAUUAAAAAAUAGAAAAGGGAACAAAGAAUUUAAGAAUGCAAAACAUGACAGUAAACACUUGUAAAUGCAAAACAUUCAAAAAUCUUGUUUUCGGACACUAUUUUUCUGGAGAGAACUGUAGGUAUUGAAAACACCACUCAUAACUCUUCAUUACAGUACACUGAAAUGUUGAUUACUGAAUUUCUCCAAAAAGCGUAUUCUCUACAUUCCUUGUGUGUGUGUGUGUGUGUGUGUGUGUGUGUGUGUAUAUAUAUAUAUCUGCAUGAUUCGGUUAUUUAACACUUGGUCAGAAAGCCAGAAGUGGAGUUCUGCAAUAUGUGUGUAACUAAGGAGAGAAGAAAUGACUGCUGGACAUGAGGUUUAAAGGAACCACACCUGAAUUGUCUUCUCAAGUCUGAAAUCUAUAUAACAGCACAAAAAAAAUAUAUAUAUACAUAUAUGAACCCUCUAAAGUGACCUCAAAUUCGAUAAAAUAUAUAUUCUCAAAUAAGCAUGUUUCCAAUUAUAAAAUCAAUUUUUAUUUUAGUUUACAAUUGUUAGUUUUUUCUUCAAAAUGUACUUGAAUAUCUUGGCAGGGUCAUGUUUCGGAGGACACAUGGCUCUCGACCUUCGCCUCUCCCGAGUCCGUACGGGAGUUGCAGU